AUGUCGGGUCUCAACGACAACCCCUUUGCUGAUCCAUUUCAGGUGAGAUUAUAGAAAGUAUCUGAGUUUGUGUUUAGGAUCAAAGUGUACAAAAUGCUGCUCGGGGAGCGCAAAAUGCAAGCGAAGAGUUCAAUCCGUUCUCCCAACCAGGUCAGGGGCAGGAUCAUAAGGCUUUUGGCGCAACUCCAGCCUCCACAGCAGUAAGUUUUCACUCCUUUGCCCAAUAUCGAUUAAUCAAUAUGGUUUCGCUGGCAUUUGAAAAGAAUAAUAAGCAACAGCAACCGAUUUGAGAUCUUUAACAUUUUGUAUUCUCGUUUGUCAAUGAAAAUUGUAAAAUAAUGGCUGUCUGUGCUUCAUUUAUAUUAUUUUAGGUAAAUGUUGAUGUUAACAGUGACGAAUUGUUCCGACAACAGGAAGACCUGAGACGUCGAGAAGCUGAAUUACAACGAAGGCAACAAGAAUUCGAGCAACGCCAGGCACAGUCCGGAGGAAGUCGACAACAACACCAACAUAAUUGGCCCCCUCUCCCGUCAUUUGUUCCCGUAGAGCCAUGUUUUUAUCAAGUAAGCAACGCUUGUGAUUAUUAAUACGUUUAGGAUAUCGAUGUCGAAGUGCCUGUUCAAUUCCAAGAGACAGUGAAGAUGGUCUACUAUACCUACUUGACCUAUGUGGGAGCUCUGGCAAUAAAUGCCGUUGCGUCCCUACUUUUUAUGCUGAUUGCUGCUGGAGGAUUAGGAAUCUUCUUUUUAUCUGUCAUUCAACUCAUCUUAUUUACGCCAUGCGCCUUCCUGUUCUGGUUCAGGCCCGUUUACAAGGCUUUUAGGUAGGUGUGAACUAGAAGAAUAUGAAGUAAGCGUGUAAUUUCAGAGAUGACAGUUCCUUCAAUUUCAUGAUAUUCUUCUUCGUGCUCUUUUUCCACACGAUCUUCUGUUUCGUACAGAUGCUUGGGCUCUCCUCUUAUGCGUGUGGAUGGUCAAAUGCCAUCGGCGCAUUCAGUAAUCAUGUCUUGGUUGGACUUGUAAUGUUGUUAUCGGCUAUUGCAUUUACUGUGGCCUUUAUCGGAAUGGCGUUCAGCUUGAUCAAGGUCCAUCGAUUCUACCGAGGUGCUGGAUUCACGUUGGACAAGGCCCGGAAAGAGUUCAGUGAUGGUGUUAUGUCAGAUCGGACAGUCCAGGCAGCCGCCUCCCAAGCAGCCCGUGCCGCAGCAAGCCACGCGGCUAGUGAGAUGGCUCAGGGCAGAUAUUAA
Messenger RNA from Bursaphelenchus xylophilus (pine wood nematode), 1246 nucleotides. Lineage: Eukaryota; Metazoa; Nematoda; Chromadorea; Rhabditida; Aphelenchoididae. The record is from the annotation of a GenBank genome assembly.